Xyrichtys novacula (pearly razorfish) is the source of this 8357-nucleotide messenger RNA. Lineage: Eukaryota; Metazoa; Chordata; Actinopteri; Labriformes; Labridae. The record is from the annotation of a GenBank genome assembly.
AUGUCUUCACUGGAGGAGAGAGAAGUAGGCGUAGCGGCCGCCCCUGGCUCCUCCUCGGCCGGCCUGGGGGUCGGGGCCGUGGGGGCAGCGGUUGAGGCUGUCGCCGGGGUUGCAGCCAUGCAGGAGGAGGUCGGGAUGCGGCGAGAAGGGCCCGAGCCAGACCAAGACGAGCCGCCCAAGAAGAGGGUCAAAAUUCCCGAGGGAGAGUCAGGAAAGCUGGAGGAGAGACUGUACUCUGUGCUGUGCUGCACCGUGUGCCUAGACUUACCCAAGGCGUCUGUAUACCAGGUAAACAAGGUGUCAAUCACAAACCCUCCCCACAUAACUCUAAAACCCCCGUCAAACAACAGAGAAACAGCUCGACCCCUGAUAUCUGAACCUCCCCCCAUGUGUCCAACCCAUGACCCCCCCAGAGUCAACCUGUUGAAUAUCUUGCACAUUUUCUUCUAAAUUUAGAGAUACUUUAUCCAACACAGGCCCCUCUUGUCUUAAUGCAGCAGCCUGGGACACCAGACACACCCAGACCCUGUGUCAGCUGUACCGGCUCCAGUUAAUAAUGUGAAUUACCCUCAGAUGACCCCAGGAAGAACCCCAUCCCCAUAAAAACCCCACACAGGGACUCAUUCAAAACUCAACCUAAAUUAUAGAUUUGAUUAAUCUUUGCCCUUUGACCCACAAUAACACUCUCCUCAGAGACCUCAGCUGCUCUUUUCAGUGUUAAGUAAGCACAUUUAUAGUAAAUCAUUGUUCAGCUGGUCUUAAACAUCUACACACCUUUUCUGUAACAUGAAGCACAUGUUUUUACAGUUAAACAAUUACAGAAUACAGUCUUAACACAUCAAGUCCUUUAUUACAAAACAUCAAGCCCCUUAAAAAGACUUACAGACCGACAUUUUAAAAAAUUAUAAAAUAACCACACACUACCUUCAAAAAUCUCUUUUUUAAGCUCUCAUAUUAUGUUCAGUCCCGUCACCAGUUUAAAAUAUACUGAGAAAACUGAAUAGAAAAAUUGGUCCAAUCCCACCCAACCAUGCCUGAUAUCAUUUUCUGCAGCAUCAUGUGGUUCGCAUCAAGUCUUGUAAAACAAAAACUCUAAAUAGUCCCAGACUGUACUCAAGAAUGUCACUAAAAAAUCAAAAGUAGCUCCAGUGAUCGGCCUUGAAUCAGCCAUAACCCUUGCAGCAAAUUGUUCACAGUUGUGUCAUAAGAUCAAACCAGAUGAUGUGUUCAAUGUCAAUUUUUCCACUUCUCCCUGUACAUCCGAAUCAAUCAUUGUCUGUUCCUCUCCAACACUUUUCUUGGUUGUCACCCUAAAUUCUCUCUUUGCUGCAGUGUACCAACGGGCACCUGAUGUGUGCAGGCUGUUUUAUCCACCUCCUGGCUGAUUCUCGUCUAAAGGAGGAGCAGGCUACAUGUCCCAACUGCAGGUACAAAGAGCUCCCUGAACAUGGAAACCGACACAGGGCAGAUCAGGAGAGGCUGUUUAUUGCAGUUAUCAUCGCUGGUCGAGAAGUCUCUUCUUAAAGAUUUAUUUUACAGCUUUUUGCCUUUAUUGUCAGGACAUUAAAUAGAGUAGAAACAGAGUGAGAAAGAAGGGGGGUGACAUACAGGAAAGGGGGCCACAGGCUAGAAGCCAACCUGGGCACCUGUUUGAGCCAUAACCUCCGUAAAUAGGGCGCGUGUGUAAACGGGGCCCCUGGUAUUGGAUCAUUUAACACAGUAAUGUUUAGCGUUCAGCGUCUCACAUACUUUUCACUAUUACUUCAAUUUUUUAGGUUUUUUUUUUACAGUUACAUCAUUAAAGCAAUGUUAAUUUUGUAAAACUGAUGGAAGAUUUGCCAUAUUUGCUUCUGCUAAUGUUGACUUCUGUGGUUUGUUUUCAAGUUCUUCACGUGAGAGUAUGUGACUUUUAACAGCCGCUAGACUUUAAAAAGUGUGAGUUUGAUUUUAAUCAGCAGGAAAGCUCUAAAUGUUUGUGACAAAUGAUUUGUCGAAACCCAGAUUGAUUGAUUAUCAUGGAUGUAGACAUUACAUUAAAUGCAUUAAUACAUUUAGAGUAUAAGCAAGGACAAGACUGCUUCACAAAGUUAAAGGGAUAUUAAAUUAAUUUAGGGUCAAACACACCGUAACACAGUUACACGCCCUCACAGCGGUCUAUGUCUCCACAUGCAAACCUCAACCAAAACGCCACUCUAUAACCACAAAUAAUGCUCAGAACAGCACCUAACUUCAUCAACAGUACAUAUAGGGUUCCAGCCAUAGCACUAGCCACCAAACAUCUUUUUAGCUUUGCCUGAUUUCUUUAGCAAAGAGACUAAACACAACUCACCUACUCCCUUCCAGCAGCCGCUUGUUUGUAGCGAGACCUCAACCAGUCCAUCAUUGAACUGAGGCAGGGGGACGCAGCUCAAGGAAGAACAUUUAUGAUCACUUCUUUAUCAUUUCCUUGAAGUAAUAAUCACCAUAUUAAUUUUGCACUGCAGACGCGGUCUCGCUCUGAUUGCAUUUCCAUAAAGAAAUUAUAAAUGUUCUUCCUUGAGCUGCGUCCCCCUGCCUCAGUCAAUGGACUGGCCUGAGGUCUCGCUACAAACAAGUGGCUGCUGGAGGCGAGUAGGUGAGUUGUGUUUUGUCUCUUUGCUAAGAAAACCAGGCAAAGUUAAAAACACUUUGCCCUAUAUGUACUGUUGAUGAAGUAAUGUGCUGUUCUGAGCAUUAUUUGUGGCUAUAAAGCAGCGUUCUGGUUGAGGUUUGUGUGUGGCUCCUCAGACCGCUGUGUAUUACUAUUGUGCGGUCGUUACUAAAGUUGAUAUAACUAGAGAAGCAAGCGGUCGGCAACAUUCAGCUCUCAAGGGGGUGUCUAACUCAGUGUUACGGUGUGUUUGACCCUAAAUUAAUUUUACACCGGAAUAUCCCUUUAAUAAAACCAUCCUGAGUCCUGUGAAAGUCCUGAAGCGUUCUGUUAAGUGUAUAUUUGAUCUUUUUUCACUUGAGAUUGGAGGUAAUACUGAGGAUGAGGUGAAUAUGUGUAGGUGAAGCAGCACUGAAAGCAGCACCCUUCUGCACUGGUGAAUAGUUUAUUAUAAGUUUGAUGAGGUAACGCCAAACAUACCGAUAAGAGGGCAGACUUCUAAAUAUUUCAGAGCAUCAACCAAAGAAUAAGGACCAGUCCUGAUCUGGAUAAUCUAGCUUCAAAGUAAUGCAACUGGAUCAGACUGGGACGAGCAUGUAUGGAUGACUAUUAGGAAGCGGUUUUUACAUGUGGAAGGAGGAGUGAUGAAGAAAUGCUUUCAAGAUAGUCAUCAACACUGAUUUAACAACCACAUUAAAACAUGUCAAUAUUAAACUUUGAGUAAAAAACAAAUAUUAUUGUCCUUAACUUGUUUUUCUACAAUAUUACCAAAUUUGAUUGAAUAAACUGCACAUAAUAUGGACUGUACAUUAUUACAGAUUAGUUUUAUUUUCAUCUUAACCAAUGGUAAGUCUUAAUCUCUCCACCCCCACCAAAACAGGCAGUAUCUUCCCUGUUCAUAACUCAGAACAGAUAAGUAAUAAUAGACAAAAGUAGAACGAUAACUCCGAAACAAACGAGAGCAAUGAUGUAAAGAGAUAAAAACACUCAAAAUGAGAGACAAAGAGUAAUAUUUGCAUGUUUAUGAGGGUUUAACUGUUGGUCGCUUGUGUCUAAAUUUUUGUGUUGAAAUUCCAGCCAACGAUUGCAAAACAAAGCGCAACAUAACUUUCCUAUUACCCAGACAGCUAUUUCCUGGUAUACCUCGUCCAUGAAUUUGUUUCACCAUCCUGCACAUACCGCAGAUGUUGUGUACGAGAAAUGCACCGAACAUUGACUUGUGUUUGUGCGCAGGUGUGAGAUCAGCAAGAACCUGUGCUGCAGGAACCUGGCUGUGGAGAAGGCUGUCAGUGAGCUGCCGACAGAGUGCACCUUCUGCCUAAAACAGUUUCCCCGCUCCAGCUUAGAGAGACACCAGAAAGAAGAGUGCCAAGACAGGUACACAGCAUGCUCACCUUUUUACCUGCACCGAAAAUGCACCUAUCAUCUAAAACAGACCUAGAUUUAAAAUAAAAAAACAGACCCAGAUUCACCCAAAAGGCGUAGAAAAAAAAAGUGGGAUUGUAAUUUAGACAUCCAUGAAGGCUUAACUGUUUAGUGUGUGUUUGUGCACAGUGUCACACACCCACACACAUACAGAGCGUGUCUUUGAGCAUCUUGUGAUCUUCUACAUCUGAACAGAAAAACCAGCGACUGAAGUGAUUAAAGACGCUGUGUUUGUUGUCUGUGACGCUCAGACCAGUUCAGUUUGCAUGCAUGAAAUCCUAGGGGGGUAGUUACUAUAGCAACAGGUGACCCUGCUCAGGACAGAGGUGCCCACGCAAAUGUUACCAUGACGACGGCUGCGACAGCCACCAGGUGGUUUCAGUCGGGUCAGGCAGAAAAAUGAGCUCCGGUUAGGAUCUGAACGCGUCUUACAUAAAGAGGAAGUUUAUGGUGAUGUAACGGUGAUGUAAGAGGACAUUGACAGAGCAGGAGAAGAUCAGUUUGAAACACUCUUUCAAAAACACCUUUUUCUUUUUUACAAAGACCACAGAUACAUGUCGACAGCUGCUUAGAUUUCGAACCUCUGUCCACGCAGUCAUGCAGAUAUGUAUACAAUAUUGACUCAUUAUGCAACCCCCCAUUCCCAAACAACAGAGACACUGUCACAUUUUGAUCGUCUGUAAAUCAUUCAAGCUGCAUAUUUAGUUAAAAACAGCACAAAGAUAACUUAUCAAAACUGAAAAAAUGUUAGUGAAAAAGUUAAAACAAGUUCAAAUAAACACUAAAUAAGUUGUGUAACACUAAAACACACCUAAAACAUCAAAACAAUGAGGUUCAUUUGUCACAGACAGGUUUUAUCUCUCAUCCUUCACUUCUUAGCUUUGGAGCACAUUAGGUGUUCAGCAUAAGUUAGCGCUGUGAUCUAACCAGGUAAGAAGUGAACAACCUUUGUGUAACUGAAAACUUUAAGCUAACUCUGAUAUUGUUAUUUAAGCAGCUUUUACAUGAUUGUUAUUUAACUGUGAGAAAGUUAACAUCUAUUCUCUAAAAAGCCCCCUGAUCCUGGACUUCUCUCUUUGAGUUGGAUUCAGCUCACAUGGAUCAUUAGCACAGUAUUAAUUAGCCCUGGUUCACUGCCUGGGUUAAUUAGUAACUUUUCAUAUUAUUAGUACCUUCCACUCACUGCAGGAAAAGGAUUCAUCACAAAGCACCAUUGUACAGGACACGGUUUAUAUUAAGCUGUGUGUCUUCCUCCUCGUGUUGGUGUUUUAAGUCACACUCGCCUCCGUGUUGCCAGGGUGACGCAGUGUAAGUACAAGAGGAUCGGCUGCCCCUGGCAAGGUCCGUUCCACGAGCUGCCGGCACACGAGAGUGAGUGUUCCCAUCCCACUAAGACCGGUACGGAGCUGAUGGGGAUACUGGGGGAGAUGGACCAGAGUUACCGCAGAGACAUGCAGCUUUAUAACAGCAUCUUUGGUCUGCUCUGCUACGAGAAGAUCGGCUUCACAGGUACAGAGGACAAACAACCUGACAGUAGAAGUGCUUUAAUAUCACUGACAGCUUUUUCCUCCCACUGACGGCCUUUCCUCUUGCUUCAAAUCUGUCUUCCACUCGUGCGUCUGUCCAGAGGUUCAGUUCAGGCCGUACCGCACUGAUGACUUCAUCACCCGCCUGUACUAUGAAACUCCGCGCUUCACCGUCCUCAACCAGACGUGGGUGCUGAAGGCCCGCGUCAACGACUCUGAACGCAACCCCAACCUGUCCUGCAAGCGUACACUCUCCUUCCAGCUCAUCCUUAAAAGCAAGGUACACACACACACGCUGCCCUGUCCUCGUGUUUAUUUUUAACGUUUUUUUAAGUGAGUGGCUGUUCUCAGGGCCGUGAUUCACCGCUCUGUAGCAGAAGUGCUUUAAACAGAGGAGCUGAAGGAGGCCAAAUGUUAAGAAACAGACUUGAUAGUAGGAGAUGGACGAGCUGAGGAGCUGUUCAGUGCAGAGGAGGAACUUUCUAAGAGCUGCAGUGGGUGAAAGUGGUAGUGAAGUUAAUGGGGACAGUUGUUAGUAAAAAGGUGAAUUUAAAGACCCGUGUGCUCUGGGGAUGAUGUUUGAACCCAUAUGUGGAGACAUGUUGUUCUCUAGCACACUGCGGUCUUACUAAAGAGACUCAGUGGAAGUCAAAACUGUUUUUAAAUUGAACACACGGGGAAGUUUUUCUUCAGCACAGAGACCAGUUUUUUCCCCCUUUCAACCAGAUUGAUGUUUUUUUUUUAAUUAGAUCAUAUUUAUGUUUCAUUAUCUAUAAUUUUUGGUUAACAGGAGUCUAAUGAUUAUAAAAACGCAGCCUCCUCUUCUGUCUUCUACAUCAGGCCUCAUCAGCCUCAGAUUUGUAGAUUUUGUUCCAGAACCUUACUCAUCAACUGGCUUUUUAAAACAGAUCUCCUCACUGCUCAGUGAAGUUAAAGUUUACGCCCCUCUCAUUUCCAGUUACGCAUUAUUACUCAGAGUUAGUUAUAGACAGUUAUAGGAUGUAGCUCUGAUUUAGAAACGGUUAAGCUGACUAAAGUUACAGCCUUUACCAGAGCAGAGAGGUUCAGAGGAACUUAAUGCAGAUCUGUUACAUCACACUUUUGUUUCUAUUGUAACUCCCUCUAUGUGUUUUCCUCCAUCAGAGUUAGUUUUGAGAUCCUCUUGAGACUUGGUUUGGAAAUCUUUCUACAUUUCUUUGUCUACGUAGCCCAAAAUUUUACUUUUAUUGCCCCAAAAUCAACUUCUCUAUCAUCAUCUGUAGCUUUGUUGGAUGGUGGUCAUGAUACCGAAACAUGACUACAUGAUAAUUGUGGCAGUAAAAUAUCACAAUAUCAAUAUAGGCGCAGCAUUUCGGGAAAACUUGAAAUAAAACAACAUCAGUCAAAUUCAGGAAAGAGAGGAGCAACACAUUACUUUACAACCUUCACCAAUAAAUGCAGUUAUCAAACAUUUCAUCGUCCAGUUCUAAUGAUGUUCCAAUUCAUGACUGAUCCACAUCACCAGUGCCUCACAAAAGAUGAAACGUUUGUCAUGCUUUUAUUUUGGUGGGUUAUCUGUCUUCCCUUUAGGUUGUGUUAUGACCUACAUCAUGCUUUUAUUUCUUAUUAUUUACAUCUGGUAAAUCGUGAGUUAUGGGACUGAAAAAAAACAAAAAACAGGAAGUACAAAUGUUUGAUUGAUUAGUAACCCCAAAGACGCACAAACUUUUUGUAAUCACAGUAAAUCUUGAAAUGUCAGAGGGUCCACGAGCAGCUGCUGCCUCUCCUCCCUUUCACGACCCAUGGCAGUCAGUCUUAAAGGGAUAUUCCGGUGUAAAAUUAAGUUAGGGUCAAACACACCGUAACACAGAGUUAGACACCCCUUCGAGAGAUGAAUGUUGCCCACUGGUUGCUUCUUUAAUUAUACCAACUACAGCAACGACCGCACAAUAGCAAUACACAGUGGUCUACAUCUACACGUGCAAACCUCAACCAGAACACCACUCUAUAGCCACAAAUAAUGCUCAGAACAGCACCUAACUUCUACAUUUAGGGACCAAGCCAUAGUACUAGCCAUCAAAUAUCUUUUGGAGUGGUAGACUGCUGUGUAUUGCUAUCGAACGGUCAUUACUAAAGUUGGUAUGACUAGAGAAGCAAGCGGUCGGCAACAUUCAUCUCCCUUUAAAGUCCACUUAAAAUAACUCUUUCUUUUCCUGAAGGCUUAUUUUCUGCACGCUACCAAUUUUCAUCACAUUUUCAAAGGCCACUGUCUUCUCUGUUUAUUGCACCUCAAUCCUUGUGUCUGUGAAGAUGCAUCAGGUGCAUUUGAUCAAUCCGUCAUGUUAAAAUUCAUCACAGGUACUAAAUGUUCAAAACAAGCGCUGCACACUUUUGGAAAACACUUCACACUUUUACUAUCUGGGAGACUGUGACCAAAGCUCCAACAAAUACAUAGAGUAAGAUUUGAAUUUUGUAUUCGUGGAACUAAUUUUACUGACAUUUGGCUCUUGAAUAGAAACCAGCCCCCAUCUUAAAUCCAUGUCUUGAAUGUGUGGUUAACCAGUGAAUGUGUUGUUUGUGUGCAGGUGAAUUCAGCGCUGGAGUGCUCCUUUCUGCUCCUGAAGGGGCCGUACGACGACGUGCGGAUCAAGCCGGUCAUCCACCACCACUCCUUCAGCAACGACGCCAACGAGACCGACUACGUCCCCCUGCCCAUCUCCGACUCUGUAGAGUGCAACAAACUGCUGGCCGCCAAAAACAUCAACCUGCGCCUGUUCAUCUUCCAAGUCCAAAAAUAA